Messenger RNA from Syzygium oleosum, 1256 nucleotides. Its product is annotated as ribosomal RNA-processing protein 8. The transcript is spliced from 9 exons. Gene Ontology annotation, cellular component: nucleolus. The coding region runs from base 44 to 775 and encodes 243 amino acids. The record is from RefSeq and is a predicted model, not a curated record. Gene Ontology annotation, molecular function: methyltransferase activity. NCBI's taxonomy places the organism in Eukaryota, Viridiplantae, Streptophyta, Magnoliopsida, Myrtales, Myrtaceae.
UCUCGCCGAUGAUGAUGAUUCCCCACGAGUCGCAGCGUUCGCAAUGGAGGGACAGCGGAGCAGUAGAAACCGCAAGAGCGCGAAGCGGAGCAGAGCUCAAAGCAACGAGCGAAACCGCGAUGCCAAGAAGAGCAAAUCGGAGUCGCCUUCUAGUUCUAGCUUCCUGGAAAAGAUGAAAGCGAGGCUGUCCGGUGGGCAUUUUAGGAUGAUCAACGAGAAGCUAUACACUUGCACCGGAGAAGAAGCACUUAUCUAUUUUAAGGAGGACCCAUCACUAUUUAAUGUGUAUCAUGCUGGAUAUCAGGCUCAAAUGUCUCAAUGGCCUGAACAGCCAGUUCAAAAGAUAAUAGAAUGGCUUCAAGGUCACAGUCCUUCUUUGACUGUGGCUGAUUUUGGCUGCGGAGAUGCAAGGGUAGCUAAAAGUGUGAAGAACAAAGUCUUCUCAUUCGAUCUUGUGUCAAAUGAUCCUGAUGUGAUUGCCUGUGAUAUGUCAAAUACAGGCCUCGACUCUUCAUCUGUUGAUGUUGCUAUCUUCUGUCUUUCCCUCAUGGGGCUUAAUUACCCAAAUUUCCUUAAGGAAGCACACAGAGUUCUCAAACCAAGUGGAUGGCUUCUUAUAGCAGAAGUAAAGAGCAGAUUGGAUCCAAAAACUGGGGGAGCGGAUCCUACUAAGUUCAUAAAAGCUGUUUGCGAGCUAGGAUUUACCCCAGUGUCAAAGGACUUCACGAAUAAAAUGUUCGUUCUAUUUUACUUUAAAAAGCAGUUUUUUUUGUAGGAGAAGCCAAGUUCAAAGCGGAAGGAAAUUCAGUGGCCAGAGUUGAAGCCUUGUAUAUACAAGCGUCGGUGAUGUCAAAGCUUUUGAUCUCUAAUUGUCGUUCAAGAGUGACGUAUGUUUUGUCGUGCAUUAUGGCUUAUGUCACUCUUGACCUGUGGUACAUACUUAUGGAAGUCGUAGGCAAUCUGAUAUGCAGUCGGAUUCUUUUUAUCUCGAGGUUUUGUCCUUGCAAGGAUUGAGGCCGGAAAAAUUGAGUCGGUUUUAAUUUAGUCGAGCGUGAAAAACGGUAGCUUUUUGGUGCAAGAAGUGAAUCUGCCAGUGGCUCUGUAUUCUUAUGUCUACUUACAAUGCUAUAGAUUACACAUUACAGGUAAGAGUUAGGCUGCUCAGUUUAAUUUUUUUUUCUCUUCGGGUAUAGGAGAAAACAAUACUUAUAAAGUGCUCCAAUUAGAUGUGAAUUAUUGGCUAAUGGUUGGUAUAA